Messenger RNA from Brugia pahangi, 1368 nucleotides. NCBI's taxonomy places the organism in Eukaryota, Metazoa, Nematoda, Chromadorea, Rhabditida, Onchocercidae. The record is from the annotation of a GenBank genome assembly.
AUGGAAGAGUUGAAUGAAGCAAAUUACGAUACACUUGAAUGGCUUCCCCAAAAUGCUCCUUAUGUAGAAGUUGAUCCGGAAAAGAUAAAAUUAAUUAAAACUCCAACGGAAUUUUACGAAAAAUUACUGUGCUUGAUUCGAGAAGCGAAAGAAAGAAUCAUAAUCUCAACCUUAUACUUCGGUAACGGCAGUUAUGAAAAAGCUCUGGUGGACGAAUUGGAGAAAGCAUUGGCUAUGAAUCCAAGUUUAAAAAUGAAUAUCCUUGUGGAUUGUCUGAGAGGUACACGUGGUACAACAGAAAGCAAUUCAAUCGUGUUAUUAAAAAGACUGACACCUCGUGCAUCAGUGUAUUUAUUCCAUACACCUUGUUUGCGUGGUUUGAAGAAAAUGGUGCUGCCUGAAAAAGUGAAUGAAGUGAUCGGUUUGCAACAUAUGAAACUUUUAGUAUUCGACAAUCAUAUCAUCUUUACCGGGGCUAAUCUUUCAGACAUUUAUUUCACAAAUCGAUUGGAUAGAUAUAUAGUUAUUGAGAAUUGUCCGCAACUUGCAAAUUUUAUUGAUUCAUUGGUUGAAGCUGUUGGAUCAUGCUCAUUCAUGUUGAAUACGCAAGGAACUACCAGUUUAGCGAAAAGAUGCGAUAUUCAUCCUUUUAAAGGGAGUCAUGAGGCAUAUAAGAGUAUGUUGUACGAUCGAGUCAUGUCAACGCUGAAUGCAUUUAGCAAAGAAUGUGAUUUGGGGAACCGUUUUUCUACUGGUACACGGAUAUAUCCGUUGUUACAAAUGGGCAUCGUGUCGAUCAAUCAGGAAUUCAAGUUUUUAAAAAAAUUGUUAUCCAUGCAGAAUCAUCAAUUAUCAUUAACAAUAUCAUCGGGCUAUUUUAAUUUCACUGACACUUACAUUGAUCUCAUAUCAAAUCAAAAUUGCUUCGAAAUGGAUGUCAUUUAUGCAUCACCUCAAGCAAAUGGAUUCUAUCAAGCAUCCGGUUUGUUUGGUUUCAUUCCGCUGAUGUACGUUCAUAUAUCACAUCUUUUCUAUAAAAUAGUGGGUUCGACUAUUCGAAUGUUCGAAUAUAAUAGACCAGGAUGGACCUAUCACGCAAAAGGUCUAUGGAUUGAUUCCAAGCAGUCAUCGCUUUCAGCUACUAUAAUCGGCUCAUCCAAUUUCGGUCAUCGAUCUGUACAUCGAGAUCUCGAAGCGCAGUUCCUUAUAACUACCUGUAGUGAGAAAUUGAAAAGAGGACUGCAGGAGGAGUGUUCGCGAAUAUUGGAUUAUACAACAAAAGUGGAUGCUGCAACUUUCUUACAACGUGACCAUUUCGUUCCAUUCUGGAUUCGUUUAAUUUCCCGGUUUAUUCGAAAUUAUUUCUGA